Messenger RNA from Condylura cristata (star-nosed mole), 5654 nucleotides. It is a transcript of the gene URB2, whose product is annotated as URB2 ribosome biogenesis 2 homolog (S. cerevisiae). Gene Ontology annotation, cellular component: nucleolus. Gene Ontology annotation, biological process: ribosome biogenesis. NCBI's taxonomy places the organism in Eukaryota, Metazoa, Chordata, Mammalia, Eulipotyphla, Talpidae. The record is from RefSeq and is a predicted model, not a curated record. The transcript has 10 exons. The coding region runs from base 267 to 4838 and encodes 1523 amino acids.
GCCCCGCCCCGCCGCGCCGCUAGCGUCGGGCGGAAGGAGCGCGGGGGCCAGUCCCACGUGGUGGGGCUGCCCGGGAGCUCGGACCUGCUGCCCUCGGCCAGCAUCCACACCGUCCCUAUUCCGGUCUGGCCUGGCAGUGAGCUCCUUAAUCUGGGGGCUGCCCUGUGUCUCCUCCCGCUGUCGCCGCCCGUUGCCCCUAAACGGGGCGGGGCCUGCGGUGAGCUCGCUACCUGAGGACUGCCGGCAGUUGCAGAUAAAUUGUUGCCAUGGCUGCUGUUUAUUCUGGCAUUUCUGUUAAGCUUAGAAGCAAGACAACUUCCUGGGAAGAUAAACUAAAAUUAGCUCACUUUGCUUGGAUUUCCCACCAGUGCUUCCUUCCAAAUAAAGAACAGGUCUUACUUGAUUGGGCAAGACAGUCUUUGGUCGCCUUUUAUAAGAAAAAACUUGAACUGAAGGAAGACAUUGUUGAAAGGCUUUGGGCAUACAUAGAUAACAUUCUACACAGCAGAAAAUUGCAGAAUCUCUUCAAGAAUGGAAAGACAAUUGACCUUCAGAUUUCCCUAGUCAAGACCAUCAAUGAGAGAAUAACUGAGUUUUCUCUUUCGGGAUCCCAAAGAAACAUCUGUGCUGUGCUGAGCUGCUGCCAGGGCAUCCUCUCAGUGCCCGCCCUCGCUGUCAUCUACACAGCUAAACAGGAGCUGAUUGUGGCCUUGCUGAGCCACCUGUGCAGGCUGGCUUGUGGGCAGCUAGAAGGCACCGUGGUAGCCCAGUUAUUCGAGGUCAUUCACCUGGCCCUUGGCCAUUACCUCUUGAUCCAGAAGCAGCAGGUCAACCCACGGCGAGCCUUUGGGGAGGUGACUGGACACCUGCUGCAGCCCUGCCUAGUUCUGAGGCACUUACUUUCAGGGGGCACAUGGACACAGGCCAGUCAUGGUCAGCUGCGACCAACAUUGAGCAGGGAUGUUAGAAGUCAGCUUGAGGCCAUGCUUCGAGGUGGAAUUUUUCAGCCCGAGCUGCUCUCAUCCUACAAAGAGGAGCUCCUGGACCAUCAUCAAGGUGACACAAAGCUGGGGGCCAUGAAGAAUCUGCUAGCACCUUUGGAUACUGUGAUCGUCAGACUGGUAGAUACCAGUUACUGCGAACCAUCUCUUCAUGCUGCUGUUGUAGCCAGUUCAGUGGCUUUGCUAUAUAAACUCUUUCUAGAUUCUUAUUUUAAGGAUGGCAACCAGUUUCUCUGCUUCCAGGUGCUCCCCAGGUUGUUUGGCUGCUUGAGGAUUUCACAUUUGCAGGAAGAGCAGGUAAAAACCCUAACUACAUCAGAUUGGACCACAGAACUCCUGGUUGUGGAACAGUUGCUGAACUUGGUGACCACGCACAAUAUCUACAACAUUGCAGAGGACAGGAUCCGACACGGGGAGGCUCAGUUCCAUUUUUACCGCCGUUUGGCUGAGCUGCUCAUAAACCACUCACAGGCAUCCGUGCCGGCCUGGUUCCGCUGCCUCAAAGUUUUGAUGUCUCUGAAUCACUUGAUUUUAGAGCCAGAUCUGGAUGACCUGCUGGCUUCAGCGUGGAUCGAUGCAGAAGUAACAGAAUUUCGAAUCAAAAAGGCCCAGGAGAUGCUUAUUCACACUCUCUUCCAGACAUAUGCCAAACUCCGACAAGUGUCCCGAUUGUUUGAGAAAGUUUUGGGGGUGAUCUGUCUUCCAGCUGCUGAGGUGCUGAGGCAGCCAGUGCUGUCCUCGGGCCCCUCCACAGUACUCUCUGAGUGCCUCCUGGAGCUGCCUCUGAAUCAGAUCUUGGACACUUGGUGCCUGCUGCUGGAUCAGUUCCAGUCUUUGGUCCUGCCGUCUCUGGAGACAGAUGUGGAUAUGGCCCUAAAGUCGUUAACCCUGAGCUCCCUCCUACACUGCAUCAUGUUCAAUAUGAGGAGCCUGGACAGCAGCACGCCUCUGCCUGUUAUCAGACGAAUGCAGCGCACCAUGGAGAGGAUGCUCCGAGAGCUUGUAAAGCCCCUCCUGGGCCUUCUAGACCCGCAGGGCCCAGAGCCUGAGUUGUGGCUCCAGAAGGUCAGUGACUCUGCACUGCUGCUCGCUUAUACGUGGGCCCAGGUUGACACCAUGCUCAGUUUAAACUGCAGCCAGUAUCACUCUGUGGCUGAGGCCCUUCCAGGUGUUGAUUUGGAGAUCUCCGAACUCCCUUCAUUGCUCCCAGGUGUAGAAACACACCUUUGGGAGAAGAUAGAAACGUUGACAGCUCAAUUUGAUUCUCUCGGCAAGUAUUGCUUAGAACAACUCUAUCUGCAGAAAAUGAAGCGGACUUUAAUGCAUGCUAGUUUCCAGUCUGAAGGAGCCCUCCGCGCUUUGAGGUAUGAUGCUUCCUACAUCCUCGGUGCUGGCAGAGAGAGCUUGAGUUGUAGGGCAGCAGCUUCCUGGGAUGGCCAGGUCGGGACAGUGAGUACACUCACAUACCCUGUGGCACACUGGCACUUGAUUGUGUCAAAUCUUACAAUUUUGUUGUCCUAUCUUUGUCCAGAUGAUAUGAGCUACUUGGCGAGUGUCCUGCUAAGCACUCUACCUACAAGCAAAGCCCAGGAAGGCUCAGCUGAUGAGGAGCAACAUAUCACAAUUAAAAAAAUAUCCCAGGCCGUUUUUCACAGCCCUCUCUUUCCAGAAAUGCAGUCCCUUCACUCUGCUUUCUUAAUGUGCCUGUCUGCAAGGUGUACUAGCAUUCUGUGUUCUGGCGCCCAGAGGGGCCCACGUCGCCUCCACCAGCAGCUGCCCUGGCUUUUUGAAAAGGACCAUGUGGUUGUGACUCACUGGGAAAACAGAUUUGCAAAAGUUGGACCUGAAGGUGUAGAGACAAGGGGAGAAAUUGCCCAGAAUUUACUAUCCUUGAUCAAGAGUGACUUCCCCAUUCAGCUGGAGGGAGAAAAGUUAGAAAGCAUCCUGGAGCUUUUGGAAGUUACUUCUGCUCUACAACUGGACAGUCUCUCGACUCCCUACCACCUCCAUUAUUUUCUUCUGUUGCUCUCCAUGGCCAUUACGGAGUUCGGAGACUCUUGCUCGUCCUCACUCAUCCUGAAGUUUUUGAUGACUUGCUACCAGCUUCUGGGCUACCUACAAAGGGGGAAAAGUGCCCGCUCAGUGCUCAAGAUUAUGUAUGCUAGUGAUAUUUUUGAGAUUGUACUGAGCUCGUUGUUCAAAGCCAGUAGUAGAUUUCUCAUUGCUGUGGAGGACCCCUUUUGGUUGGAGUUCCUCCACAUGGUAGGAACAUUUUUAGAACAACUGAUGCGGAUGAUUGUCCAGAUAAAGUUGAACUUGGUGCUCAAUUUUGGGAAAAUCACUGCUUUCCUCUCACACUGCAAACUGUACGCUGAAGCAAUUUCAGGGAAACAGUUGGAACAUCAGAAUCUUCCGGGCAGGCAGCUCCUUCUGCUGUCUUUAACCAAGUUGUGCCAAGUCCUGGGGCCUUUUGUCAGAGAGCCGAAGCAGCAGCACGAGGUCCCGGAAGGGCUGCCGGAACUGUUGCAGCAGGCCCUUCUCCACACGGGAGCCCUGCUGGAGGUCUGCUCCGAGGGUGGGCCACAGCUACGGCGCCUUCCCGCCACCUCCAUCCCCUCGGUUGUCACUCUCUUAGAAGCACAUGUGGGCCCUGACUCCAGGCCCAGAGGGCUGGAGCUUUCCCCAAAGUCUGACAGCACGCUGCUCUCCCAGACCGCCCUCUACCAGGCCGUCUACUCCCAAAUGCUGUCAGAGUUGCCGCAUCUGGCGGGAAACAUUGCUUCUUUCCAGGCAGCUGUGCGCUUUUUGACUCUCUUCUUUUUGGCUCCAGAACUUCAUCCCAAGGAGGAUUCUGUUUUUACCUCCAUGUUUCAUUCUGUGAGAAAAGUUCUCACGGAUCCUGCAAUUCCAGCUCACGUAAUUCAAGAUCUUGAACCUCAUUUGGGAGCCUUGUUCGCCCAGAUGCUAGAGGGUGGGUCCACCGAGGACUUUCGGAUGGUGAUGCAGUGCGUUUUGCAAGGGCUAGACGUCAGGAACGCGUGGAAGGCAGAUGAGCAGACCAUUUUGUCAGCCAUUACAUUGGUCAAGUUGCUUCUGAACUGUCUGUCCAGUGGCAAGAAAGCAAGUAUGUUCUGGCGGGCAUGCCCCCAGGUCAUCACGGCUCUAACUCUGCAAACCCGAGAGGCUUGUCAGGAGCAGCCUGUGCCCCUCACUGUGGUUGGGCCUAUUUUGGAUGUCCUGGCUGUGCUGCUGAGGCAGGGGGAGGACACCAUCAGCAACCCACACCACGUCAGCCUGGCCUUCAGCAUCCUGCUGACAGUUCCUCUGGACCACUGGAAGCUGCCUGAGUAUGGGACCAUUUUCCAGAAGGUGCACAACGUGCUCUUUUCAGUCUUACAAUGUCACCCAAAGGUAAUGCUGAAAGCCAUCCCUUCCUUCUUGAGCUGUUUUAACAGAUUGGUGUCUUCAGUUAUUCAUGAAGGACGGCAGAAAGACAAAGGAAGCCCUGAUGACUUGCCAGUGAUCCUGGAGUGUGCCCGCCUGGUGGAAAGGAUGUACAGCCACAUCGCAGCACAGGCUGAAGAGUUCAAGGUCUUCUCCCCCUUCAUGGUGGCCCAGUAUGUCACAGAGGUGCAGAAGGUCACCUUGUACCCGGCGGUGAAGGGCCUUCUGCAGGAAGGCAUUUACCUCAUCCUGGACCUCUGCAUUGAGCCAGAUGUCCAAUUCCUACGGGUGUCACUGCAGCCAGGGCUGAGAGAUGCCUUUAAGGAGUUGCAUAAUGACUAUACGAAGUACCACAAGGCGAAGCAUGAAGGCGAGAGAAGAUACACAGCCUAGAGCUGUGUCCAGCAGCGUGGCAUGGUGGUGCGGUCUCGGCCCUGCAAGGUGGAGAAGGACUGUGCUCUCACAUCUCGUGGCUUGCACUGUUGAAAUUUGUGGAAAACGCCGUUGGAUUUAUAUGUUUAUAUUUUACAGUACAUCUUUUUGUACACUCAGUACUGUAACAGACUCCUGAAAAUGGACCCUGGAGGGAGGUGCAGUCAGUAAAGUUUGCUGCCUCUCUGCUGGCCGUCCCGGAUGUGCGCGCCGCUCCCUCCAUGCUACGGCCCUCUGCCCACUGGGUGGUGUGCAGAACUUGUUUUUUUACUUUAGGUAACUGGUGAUGUGACUCAGUUACAUUUAAGUAGCUUUGUUUUAACUUUCUUCAAAUACUCUGGGAAGUAUUCGUACACUGCCACUUUUUCUGCCUUCCCUCUGAGUGUGUUUCCCAGUGGCUUCCAGUACAGCUUUGUGACUGUUAGCCGAGGGUCCCUGCGCCAGGUGGGGAGGCGGGUCCCGGCAGGCGGGAAGGCUGCUCAGAGCAGGGCUGCGCUCUGUCUCUCCCGUUUGCUCCUCCUGCUUCCACUCAGUGAAGUUUUUUUUGGAAUUUUUUUCCUUCUAUACAGAGUGAAAAUAAUUAAAAAAAAUUUUUUUUAUUACUGACACAGUAUGUUUCAUUGUAGUAACGUCUGAAAAUAAACUAAAAGGGAAGAAAUUUAAAACUGUUUAGAAAGUGGCUGUCACCUCCUUGGGUACCUUGUUUUCAUGCCUUUGUGUUUGUGCAUAUGUGUAAAUAUAUAGUUGUGUAUAAAAUAUAAAGUUGCCAAAUUGGAU